Racocetra fulgida is the source of this 233-nucleotide messenger RNA. NCBI's taxonomy places the organism in Eukaryota, Fungi, Glomeromycota, Glomeromycetes, Diversisporales, Gigasporaceae. The record is from the annotation of a GenBank genome assembly.
AAUUGAAGAUGAUGAAUCAAUAGAUUGUUUUGAUGGUAUUGAUAGUAGCUAUUUAAGGUCUGGUGAAGCUAAUAUGUUGAAUGAAGCUGUUGAGAAUAAAGUUAGAUGUGAGUUAGGAAGUGAGGAAUGUUCAGAAAAAUUUGUGUGUAGUAGUAAGAAAGGAAAGGAUUACGCAGGUUGUUCUUUGUGUACAGCUUUGAGGUCAUAUAAGUAUAGUCCAGGUGUUACUUAUA